This is a messenger RNA of Mugil cephalus (flathead mullet), 2769 nucleotides long. RefSeq names its product zinc finger protein 883-like. Gene Ontology annotation, molecular function: DNA-binding transcription factor activity, RNA polymerase II-specific; RNA polymerase II cis-regulatory region sequence-specific DNA binding. The transcript has 3 exons. NCBI's taxonomy places the organism in Eukaryota, Metazoa, Chordata, Actinopteri, Mugiliformes, Mugilidae. Gene Ontology annotation, biological process: regulation of transcription by RNA polymerase II. The coding region runs from base 159 to 2246 and encodes 695 amino acids. The record is from RefSeq and is a predicted model, not a curated record.
GGUGUGCGUCUUCGUAGGAGCGUGUCUUAACGACGGACCCUCUGCAAUACUGAAGCGCAGAGACCUAAAUCACGUUUAAGGUACGUGUUGCCGGAGCUGGAAGCCGGUUGAAUCGCGUCUCCAUGUCUCAGAUACAUUUUUGAGCUGUUGAAUUAACAAUGUAUUCAGCCGAGAAUUUCAGAGAGUUGGUUAUCGAGCGACUAAAUACAGCUCCUGAAGAAAUAGUCGAACUCUUUGAAAGAACUGUCGCCCAGUACGAGGAAGAGAUCGAUCGUCAGCGCAGACUGCUGGAUAUCACCAGGAAACCCGAGAUAAAGUUACACAGAACAGAUGUUUUUGCGCGCCCAGACACAGCUGUGAAUUUGAGAGAGUUGAUCAUCAAGCGACUAAUUGCCGCUCCUGAAGAAAUAUUCAGACUUUAUGAAAGAACUGUCGUCCAGUACAAAGAAGAGAUCGAUCGUCAGCGCAGACUGCUGGAUAUCACCUGGAAACCUGAGAUUAAGUUGCACAGAAUAGACCUUCCACAGCACCAUGUCUGCACAAAAGAGGAGAUUCUCAACAAGGAUAUGAACACCAGUUUGGACCAGGGGGACCCCCCACAAAUUAAAGAGGAACAGGAGGAACCAGCCCCUCCACAGACUGAAGAGGAACAGGAGGAACCAGAACCUCCACAGAUGAAAGAGGAACUCUGCAGCAGUCAGAAGGGAGAACAUCUUGUUCUGAACCUGGAGACUCAGUCCUUUAUGGAGAAUUCUACUGAGUCGCAAAGUGACCAGCUCCUCUCUUACAACUCUUCUGUAGCUAAGAGCCCAGAUCAGGAUGGAAACAAGCAAGUAGAUGCAAGAUCAAGUAAAAAUGCAGAACUGAAUCCAAAGAAGAGACGUCGAAGAGACACAGGUCACAGGAGCAAUAUAGACAAGUCUUCCAUGUCAGAGAGUCGGUGUGAUACUGACACAGGUAGAAAGUCUUUAACAUGUAACGUCUGUGGAAAAGGCUUCAGGUUUAAGUGCCAUAUGAAGACACAUUACAGAAUCCACACAGGUGAGAGGCCGUAUUCUUGUGAAACAUGUGGUAAAACCUACAUGCAACAAAAUCAAUUAAACGCCCACAUGGGGACUCACACAGGUGAGAGGCCAUAUCCUUGUGAAAUGUGUGAUAAAACCUUCAAAACAAUACAUGCGUUAACUGUGCACAAGAGGACUCAUACAGAUGACAGGCCAUAUCUUUGUGAAAUGUGUGAUAAAACAUUCAAAACAAUAUAUGUGUUAACUGCACACAAGAGGACUCAUACAGAUGACAGGCCAUAUCCUUGUGAAACAUGUGGUAAAACAUUCAAAGCACAAUUUUACUUAAAGCUCCACAUGAGGGUUCACACAGACGAGAAACCAUAUUCUUGUGAAAUGUGUGGUACAACCUUCAAAAGACGAUGUUCCUUAAAUAAACACAUGGCAAUUCAUAGAGGUGAGAAGCCGUAUCCUUGUGAAAUGUGUGGGAAAGCCUUCAAAAGACGAUCUGAUUUAACUACACACAUGACGACUCAUACGGAUGAGAAGCCGUAUUCUUGUGAAAAAUGUGGCAAAACCUUCAAACGACGAUCUGAGUUAACCAUACACACAAGGACUCAUACAGGUGAGAAGCCAUAUCCUUGUGAAAUUUGUGGUAAAACCUUCGCAACAAGAUCCAACUUAACUGUGCACAUGAUGGUUCAUAUGGGUCAGAAGCCGUAUCCUUGUGAAAUGUGUGAUAAAACCUUCGAAACAGCAUCUAAAUUAACUAUACAUAGGAGGACUCAUACAGGUCAUAGGCCAUAUCCUUGUGAAUUGUGUGAUAAAACCUUCAAAGAAGGAAAUGCACUAACUGCACAUAGGAGGACUCAUCCAGGUGAUAGAUCAUAUCCUUGUGAAACAUGUGGUAAAACAUUCAAAGCACAAAUUUACUUAAAGCUCCACAUGAGGGUUCACAGAGACGAGAGGCCGUAUUCUUGUGAAACAUGUGGUAAAACCUUCAAAAGACGACCUGACUUAAAUAAACACAUGAUGACUCAUACAGGUGAGAAGCCAUAUCCCUGUGAAAUAUGUGGGAAAGCCUUCAUAACAAGAUAUGAUUUAACUGUGCACACGAGGACUCAUACAGAUGAGAAGCCGUAUUCUUGUGAAACGUGUGGGAAAGCCUUCAGGCAGCAAUGUGUAUUAAAAACCCACAUGAGGAUUCACACACAAGAGACCGUGUCCUUGUGUAACCUGUGAAAAAAACAUUUAAAACAAGGUAUGAAUUCAUUGUCCAUGUGAGGACUCACACAGGUAACAAACAACAACAAAACCACUCUUCCACAGACUGUAGUACCAUGUGUAGAAACUUGCUAUAAACUGUACCAUUGUAAUGAAAUCCUCAUUAUUUUGACGAGUUCCAGGAUGCCAUGAUCUCUCCUCUUUACUAAGGUCUGUCUCUCACACAUAAACACACAACAUCUAAUAGUUUAAAUGGGUUUAACCCGGGUAAUUGUCUGCAUAAGUUGUUUACUUGAGAGUUUAGGUCAAGUUCCUUUCUGUUUACUCCACAGAGUGAAUGAGUUAUAGACUUUCUCAGUCGGUGCAUAUUAUUUCAUGUGUACCCAUGUUUCUUUUUCAUAUUAACAUAUGUUGUAUCAAAGUAGUUGUUUGUAUGUAGUUAUGAUCUUUUCACUUGUUUUAUGUGACCUUCACAUAAACAUUAACAAAAAAGACGCAAAAAAGAAACUUCACUCAAUAAAAAAUGUUAAUUCUUUUCAAA